GUUAAAAUUUUUUUUUUGUUCAGGUGAAUUUGGGGCCCGUUAUACCAUUCGACAAAUAUCUUCAAAAGAAAUUUUAGCAAAAAAAAAAAAAUUAAUUUAAAAAAUACAUGCAUAAAAACAAGGAAUAUUCAAACCAAAAUUCAAUGCCGUCUAAAGCUCAUGAACAAUUGAAACGAAAGCUUCAACAGAUAUUUAAAUCAAAAAAUGAAGGACCAGGGGAUAAAACACAAGAAAGGACAAAUUUAAUGAAUUAUAAUGGUAAGAAGUACACGGCUGGUACCUUAUUCUUGGAUCAAUCACCGUAUGCUGCAAGAAAACGUAAUUUCGACUUGGAUAAGAAUGUGAAUGUGGAUAGCAAUAGUGCGAAUGAUCACGAACGGUGCGAAUCAAAAUCAACAAAAACUCAAUCGAAAUGCAGCGCAAAGAGUAAUAAAAAAUCAAAUAAUAACAAAGUUGGCUCUUCAACAUCGAAGCCUACUAGUACUCUCAAAAAGGAAUCAAAUAAUUCGACGGUAAAGGGAAAGGUACGUCAGGCAGGUCUGUCUGGCAAUCGAAAUCAAAUUCGAACUGAAAAAGUUAAACAACAAAAUUUGAAAACUCAACCAAUUGUUAAAAAGGAGAAAGCGGGGAAAAACUAUAAAAUAGUGGAAAACGAACAAGGAAUUGAAAUGGAUAAGACUGUUAUGCAGCAAGUAAAAAAGGAAGACCACGAGCAAGAAUGUAAAAAGCGACCUCUUCCUGCAAAAAUGUCGAAUGAACCAAAUAAAAAAGUUAAAAUUUUCCGAAAAAAGGUGGAUAAAUCUCGCAAUGUUUAUGAAAGUGAUUCGGAAACUACAGAUGGAUGUACAGAUCAUUUCUUUUCUCAUAGUUUCGAGCGUAGUCGUGGAGGUAAGUCAGAAGGCGGACGUGGUGAUGGUCCUGCGGUUAGGUCUAAUGUUAAAAACACUUAUUACUACGACGAUGACGAGAAGUAUUUGUACGAAGAAAACAGUGAUGAAAAUGAAGAUGAGUUUACUUCGGAUGACGAUGAUGACUAUUUGGAAGACGAACAAUCUGAUUCCGAUGAUGAUUUCGACUAUAUAUCGCAUAGCUUUGAAAGCGAUCAAAAUGAAACAUCAUAUUAUUUUGAUAGCGAUGAUGAAGGUGAUGUUGACUAUAAACCUCCAAAGCAUUUCACAGAAGACCUGAUUAUACACAAGGGUACAGCAUAUAAGCGCGAUUUGCGACCGGACGAUAAGGUUAACUUUAAAAUAGAUAUUUGUCGCGCUCAGAUAAUUGAAUUGCGUGAUGAUGAAAUGGUGACAAAAAAUGUAGAGCAACCAAGGGCUUACAAGAAAGAAGAGUUGCAAAAGCUUAACUAUAAACAGCGUUUAAAUGCCAGUAAUAAGGAUAGCAACGAAGUGGUGCAAAGACAGCAACAACAUCAGGAAUGGCAUCAGCAACAAGAACAGCAGCAAACGUAUGAGCAACAACAUCAAGAGCAGUAUCAAGGACAACAACAAUAUCAGCGCAACGACAUAAGAGACGAAUGCCCCCAGCUAGUACCUAUUGCAGAAGAGCCGGAGGACAAUUUGGAAGAAACUGAGGAAUCUGAUUAUCUCUGUUGCGAAAUCCACGAUAGUUCGAUGAGUGAUUCAAAUGAUUCCUGGAUUUCGAUCGAUAUAAACGAUAAAUAUACAUUGAGGGAUAGGAAAAACAACAAUGCUGCCAAAGAAAUGGAGGAAAUGUGCUCUGUGGAUGUAAUUGAUGCUAGCGAUUGCGCAUGUAAACCUAAAGAAAACGUAACUACUGCAACAGAAAAGCUAAGUGGAGAAAUGUGCUGUGAUGACAAGAAUCAAUUACCAGCUGACAAACUCUCGAAAUUUACGGACUACAACAAGGAGAGCACUGUUUUAAUCACGGAAUUUGUGGAUAAUGCAAGCGACACGUCUGUUACUGAGGGAGGCAGCACCCACGCGACGGUAUCAGAAGAUCUCAAUGCACUGAUUUACAAUAAACUGGCCGAAAACUCCGCAGAGGAGAGAAAUCAAGAUUUGGAUCAUUUUCGUUCAAUAUUCUGCAAUGCCGUAAUGGAUAAUUUGGUAUUAGUUUUACUUAAAGAUCCAUUUUAUAUAUAUGGCACGAUUCGUUUAACAUUGCUGACUGGCAAUAUUGACUUGUAUGGUCACACGCCGGCUUUAUAUACGGAGUUGGAAGUCUUCUCCCCUCGCGGUUGCACCAUAGUAGAAAUUUCCCCGAAGUGUUCUGAAAUGAAUCCAAACCUAAGUAAGGAUGCCUUAAUUGAAUUCCUUAAGAGCUAUGAUACCAAAUUUACGACAAGAGAUUUAAAAAGACUGGCCGAUACAUACAAUCCCAAGCGAGAUGCCGUUUUACUUUUGAAGCCGAAUAAAGAAAGUAAACAAAUAAAGCAGCAAUUCAAAAAAUUUAUGGAACAAAAUGUCUUUCCCAAUAUAAAGACACUCGGAAUCGAACGUCCUUUAUAUGGAUCUGAAUACCGUUUACGAUGUGUUAUUAAUACCUCAGCCCCUGAAGAGAAAUGUUUGCGUAUACCUAAGGAAUGGCAUGACUUUAAGUUACAAUCAAAUUCUAGGGUAAUGAUAGCCGGUGGUAAAGCUGUGGGAAAGUCAACACUAUUGAGGUUCCUGAUCAACAAAUUUUUGCCUCACCUUCACAAUAUACUUCUUAUCGAUUUGGAUAUCGGACAGCCAGAGAUUUUUGUACCACAAACUGUUUCGUGUACCACCAUAAAGCAGCCUUUGAUAGGUCCCGGGUUUUUGUUGAAUUUAGAACCAGAUUUUGCAUUGGCUGUGGGCCAUAUCAAUAUCGUUUUGUGUCCUCAUCGUUAUAUACACUCAGUGAACGAUCUUAUCAAAUAUUGCUUAUCCAAACAAGAAUAUUGCCAAAUUCCAUGGUUAAUUAACACAAUGGGCUAUAAUAAAGGCUUCGCCUUGGAGUUAAUGUCUGAAAUUACCCAACAACUUAUGCCAACUGAUGUGAUACAGCUGCAAGCACGCAAAGAUAUAAACAACUUUGACUUUGCUUUAUUCGUCGACGUUUUAAACAAUGUUCCCAAACGAAUGUUCUUAGACAAUUAUGAAAAAAAUGCGCAGGCAUCGCCGAUCAAACCAUAUGUGUUGCAUUUGUGGGAUUCACCGGUGGUCGAAAAGGAGAACCGUCAUCAAAAGGAUUGGGAUAUGAGCGCUAAAGACUUACGUUACGCUAAUCUUUUAACGCGUCUCAGCACGACUUUAACCAAUACAGCAGAAUGGUUAACGGAUUGUAAGCCGAUGAGUGCUCCUCUGCACAGAUUAAAACUCGUCAAUCUAUUGGAGAACGUUUCUUAUACUCGAGAAGAGUUAAUCAAAGCCAUUGAAGCUAGUUUGGUUUAUUUAUGCCACUAUAGAGAAGACGAUGCCUCAUUGGAAUGUUGUGGAGUUGGUGUUGUCCGUGGAAUUGAUCACCAAAUCGACCAAAUUUAUUUGGUACCAGCUACAUCUAUAACCUGCCUAAGACGUGUCAACUGCUUAGCUAUCGGUGAGAUGCCUUUACCUUCCACUAUGUUCACAUACCAAGGCCCUCGCGUUAAGGACACUGCACCCUAUGUUUAUAAUACUGUAGAUGCUAACUCUUCUAAAUCCAUUAAACAUUUCCCUCGGCGGCUAAAUGAAACAUGUUUCAAAAAAAAUUAGUGUACAUAUUUUUCUAAAAAAAAAAAAACAUAAUUUUGAAAAAACAAUUUUUUAAUUUAUUUAAUGCGAUAUAUUAUGGCGGCCUU
Molecule: messenger RNA, 3775 nt
Organism: Glossina fuscipes
Lineage: Eukaryota; Metazoa; Arthropoda; Insecta; Diptera; Glossinidae
Product: polynucleotide 5'-hydroxyl-kinase NOL9
Exons: 4
Coding region: 108-3689 (1193 amino acids)
Biological process (GO): cleavage in ITS2 between 5.8S rRNA and LSU-rRNA of tricistronic rRNA transcript (SSU-rRNA, 5.8S rRNA, LSU-rRNA)
Cellular component (GO): nucleus
Molecular function (GO): polynucleotide 5'-hydroxyl-kinase activity
Source: RefSeq, a predicted model, not a curated record